GAAUAUUAUCAUUAUAGCAACCCAAUCAUGCAUCAUCUCUUUCUAGCUACAAAGGUUAGCAUUUCAAUGUCAUUGUAAAUUAUGUACUAAAAAAACUCCAUUUCUCCAAAAAGGCUGAUGAGGAAUACUAAAAACGACACCGGCGAGCUCGUUCCGCUCUUAUCGGACAUAGAAUCAUCAAAAAAUGUAAAAGAAAACGGUGCAUCAUUUUUUGGGGCGGUUUUAAACAUAUCGACGACGAUGAUCGGAGCCGGAAUUAUGUCAAUUCCGGCAACAAUUAAGGUCCUUGGUAUAAUUCCUGGAUUUAUAGCAAUUCUUGUUGUUGCAUAUUUGGUAGAAGUGACAGUGGAGUUUAUGCUGAGAUAUAGCCAAUCAGGACGAGCAACGACAUAUGCUGGUCUUAUGGGUGUGUCGUUUGGUAGAGUAGGAUCACUUGCUGUCCAAAUCUGUGUGGUUAUAACCAAUCUUGGUUGUCUUAUCAUCUACUUGAUUAUAAUUGGGGAUGUGCUGUGCGGAAAUGAGUAUGGUGGAACCUUACACUUAGGCAUUCUACAACAAUGGUUCGGUAUUCAUUCGUGGAAUUCACGGCCUUAUGCUCUCCUCUUCCUAGUGCUUUUUGUGAUGCUUCCGGUGGUCUUAUUACGCCGUAUAGAUUCACUAAAGUACACUUCAGGAUUAUCUAUUUUCCUUGCAUUGUUGUUCAUAGCCAUAAGUUCAGCUAUGGCAAUAUAUGCAAUGUGGCAAGGGAAGACUCAGAAGCUUAGACUAUUCCCUGAUUUUAGCCAUGAAACCUCCAUGCUUCAUCUUUUCACCACCAUUCCUGUUUUCGUCACCGGUCUCGGAUUCCAUAUUAAUGUUCAUCCAAUCAGAGCAGAACUUAACAAGCCUUCAGAUAUGAACCCGGCAGUUAGAAUUUCCCUAAUCAUUUGCGUUACACUAUACUUCGCGAUCGGUUUUAUUGGUUACUUACUCUUCUGUGACUCAAUCAUGGCCGACAUUCUCGUAAACUUUGAUCAGAAUUCCGAUACGCAAAUCGGACGAUCACUCAACAACAUUGUCCGAUUAAGCUACGCAAUCCAUCUGGUUUUUGUAUAUCCGAUUAUGAACUUCUCAUUGAGGGCGAAUAUAGACGAAUUGCUAUUUCCGAAGAGACCUAAUUUGGCGUCGGACACUAAAAGAUUUGUGUCUCUAACAUGUGUUCUACUGGCUGUUCCUUAUAUAAUUGCUAUAGCAAUUCCAAACAUUUGGUACUUUUUUCAAUUCAUGGGAUCUACUACUCUUGUUCUUCUCUCCUUUAUUUUUCCAGGCUCGAUCAUUCUCAGGGAUGCUGAUGGCAUUUCCACAGCAAAAGAUAAGAUGAUGGCAGUCUCGGUGAUUUUGGUGGCAGUGGUGACUAGCUUCAUAACCAUAUAUACCAACCUCCAAACUUCCAACAGAUAACCAUACUUUCAUUAUCUUUCUUCAAUAAAUAUGUAUA
Molecule: messenger RNA, 1477 nt
Organism: Mercurialis annua (annual mercury)
Lineage: Eukaryota; Viridiplantae; Streptophyta; Magnoliopsida; Malpighiales; Euphorbiaceae
Product: amino acid transporter AVT6C-like
Exons: 5
Coding region: 118-1440 (440 amino acids)
Biological process (GO): amino acid transmembrane transport
Molecular function (GO): amino acid transmembrane transporter activity
Source: RefSeq, a predicted model, not a curated record